GGCCAGCAGACCCUAGCGGGACGUCGACCAGCACGCCCCCUCCAGUCAGCCGAUCGGUGUUCAGCGGAAUGCUCCGGGUGUGCUCCUAAGUGUUCCGGGUGUACCCUGGAGUGUUCGGUGUGUGUCCUGAGGUGGCUACCGUACUGACCCGACGCGACGCUGACUGACGUAGAUGGAGGACGUAUCAGGAAAUGCGAAACACCAAAACGCGGCCCAUCCCCGGCCGGUGGUGAUCGACACGGACCCGGGCGUGGACGACGCCCAGGCCAUCGGCAUGGUGCUGGCGGCCGACCGGCGCCGCGAGCUGCGCCUCAUCGCCAUCUGCGUCACGUUCGGCAACUCGACCAUCGAGCACUGCACCCGCAACGCGCGCCGCAUCCUCGGCACCUUCAACCGGCUGGACAUUCCUAUAUACAGCGGAGCACACUGCGGCCUGGUGAAUGGCAAGCUGGGUACCACGGACCUCUUCCACGGCUCGGACGGCCUGGGCGACACCGAGUUCGAGCAGCCGCCGCCCCCGCUGCCCAGACAGAGCGAGCACGCGGCCGCCGCACUAACGCGGCUUGCCAGAGAGCACAAAGGCGAGCUGGCCAUUUUGGCUCUGGCUCCGCUCACCACAGUUGCUCUGGCGACGCGCCUCGACCCGGAGUUCAGCAGCAACGUCGGCGACAUCGUCAUCAUGGGCGGCAACUUCACAGGUCUGGGAAACACCACAGUGGCCGGCGAGUUCAACUUUUUCACCGACCCAGAGGCGGCUCACGUCGUCAUCGCGUCAGCGCGGCGUCCCAUCACCAUAGCCACCUGGGAGCUCUGCCUCCAACACAGCCUGGAUAUGUCGUGGAGGAAGGCGGUGCUGGGUGCGGUCGACUCGGCGGCAGCCCGGCUCUUCAACGCCGCGGAGGCACGUGUCUUGGAGGACGAUAUGUUCGGCAGCUGGAUCACCUGCGACCAGGCAGCAGCCGCACUUCUCGUCCGGCCCCAGAUCGCCAGGAACACCAGCGCCCACCACGCCUCCGUCGAGCUGCAGGGCCAGUUAACGCGCGGCCAGCUGGUGGUCGACAGACGCGACUGGCACGCCGCGCGCGCCCGCACUCCCUGCAACGUCAACAUCGUCCAGGCGCUGGAUAUGCAGCUCUACAAGAAGAUGUUACUGGAUGCCUUUGGACAUCCUGACAUAGAGUUUUGACUUUCGAUCGAAUAGGAUGAAGAAAAUGGUAAUCCUGGUAAUAAACAAGAGUGCUAUUGUUGUCACUUGUAAUAAACAAGAGUGCUAUUGUUGUCACUUGCUACAUUUGCAGAAAAAUAGGCAGCAUUUUUAGUGUCCAAUAGGUUAACCCUCGCCCGUAGGGUACACCGGGGUAAGACGUCCCGCAACGCCUCGCCGAUGUUUUUCGGAAAUGGUAAGUUCUGAGGAAACACCUUCUGUCCCAUAAAACGUGCCCUAUACCUAUGAUCAUAACAUGACCAGACUUGAAUGAAGUUGUGUUAUUCUUUGUUAGAUGUAGAAAUGUGUUUUUGAGUGAUUUUUAUGUUUUGUUGUCUGAUUACGCAGCAUGGCGUUCUUUUAUAAUGCACAUCAGGGUAACGAC
Amphibalanus amphitrite is the source of this 1589-nucleotide messenger RNA. RefSeq names its product probable uridine nucleosidase 2. The record is from RefSeq and is a predicted model, not a curated record. NCBI's taxonomy places the organism in Eukaryota, Metazoa, Arthropoda, Thecostraca, Balanomorpha, Balanidae. Gene Ontology annotation, molecular function: hydrolase activity, hydrolyzing N-glycosyl compounds. The transcript is spliced from 8 exons. Bases 173 to 1186 code for a protein of 337 amino acids.